AUGAUUACAGGUCAAGAAAACCGUUAUCCUAUUAAAUGCAGUAACUCUGGAAACGAACCGCAAAUUUCCUAUCCAUUCAGAGUAAAAGAUCGUCAAGGCGAGGGUGGUUACCCAGGUUUUGAUCUAACAUGCAAUACUUUGGGUGAAACAGUUCUUAGACUACCGCAAUCAGGAGAAUUUCUUGUUCGAAAAAUCGACUACGUUAACAAAGAGAUAAGACUCUAUGACCAGGACGGUUGCCUCGCACGACGCUUUCAGCAACAAAACCUAAAUAUUAAUCUGUCGCCUUUCGAGGGUUUUGGUUUUCGUACUUUCAACUUCGCUAAUUGUCCACCAUCAGCAACCAGUCACCCACCCGACGAACUUGCUGGAAAGUUUUUAGAUGUUCGUUGCUUUAAUGAAGAUACAAAGACUAUAGUUUUUCCGGUUUCUCCGACCAGUACUUCUGAUAGCAAGAUUAGCCAAGUAUUGACGAGGUUAGGUUGUGUGAUAAAAGCACCUAUUACGAUUCCUGUACCCUUGAAUGCUGUUAGAGAUGUUUACAAGUAUGGAUUUGACGAUCUUUAUCUCACAUGGAUCGACCCGAAAAAGCCACCAGACUCAGAUCGGAAAGGACUAGUGAUGCUAAUUAUUGCUGUCAUCACUGUAAUAAUAGCACUAAUCGGGUUUUAUAUUAAGAUGGGGAAGCGUUGUGAGACUCACCAGUACUGA
This is a messenger RNA of Papaver somniferum (opium poppy), 711 nucleotides long. RefSeq names its product putative RING-H2 finger protein ATL21A. The transcript has 2 exons. Gene Ontology annotation, molecular function: polysaccharide binding. The coding region runs from base 1 to 711 and encodes 236 amino acids. NCBI's taxonomy places the organism in Eukaryota, Viridiplantae, Streptophyta, Magnoliopsida, Ranunculales, Papaveraceae. The record is from RefSeq and is a predicted model, not a curated record.